UCUCAUCGCAGGCGUCAACACACUCAUUCAAAGCCCAUGUAUAUUGUCUUGUUUCAACAGCAACUCUUGUCUCUUCUGUCCCGCCAUGGAGCCCGUUGCUGAGCUCCCGCGCCCCAAGGGCCGGCAACGCGCCAAAAAGGCUUGCACCGAAUGUCGUCGCCGCAAGCGCAAGUGUGACGGCCACUCGCCCUGUCUCAUGUGCUCGCAGUACGACUACGUCUGCCGCUACGAGGAAGAGCCGGCCCUCUCCCACAGCCUUCCAAAGCGGCCCUUUGAGGCAGACGCAAAGCGCGGCGAUGCCUCCAACGCCUUCCGGGUCUCGUCGCCCUCGCCUGAAGACACCAGCCGGCAGGAUCCGAAGACCCCCACAACGCCCGUGUCGCCUCUGAAUCGCGGCGUCAUCGAGCCGGCCAAGCGCCGGUACAUGAGCCAGAGCUCGGCCGUGGCCUUUCCCAACCAGCUGGGCGUCGAGCUCAAGUCGCCGCAUCCUCCUCGCCUUCACUCCUUUGGCUGGAACUGCGGCAUCCGGCCUGAGGAGCAAGGGUCUGUCCACACGCCCCUGACCGAGUUCGUCUCCUGGGAGGAGUGCCGGCGCUAUGCAGAGGUCUACUUUGCUACCGUGGACGCGCCCUUUCACCUCUUUGACAAGGCCAAGUUUCUCCUGCAGUGCGAUGCCUUUUUCAGCGGGCAGAACCAACAUCUCGUCCUUGGAGCCGUGAUUGGCGCCGUCGUUGCUCUCGGCUCUCUCUUUUCCUUCCGCCAAGGGCACGCUCUUGAAUCCGAGAUUGUCAAGCAUGUGAAAGACGUCCUUGAAGACUCAUCCUUCAGCCGUCUCCCCUCCAUAGACCAGGUCAAUGCCUGGAUUCUACGGACCCUCUAUCUCCGCGCAACCACACGACCGCAUCUCACUUGGCUUGCGUCUUGCAACGUCAUGCAUCUGGUGGAAGCUGUUGGUCUUCACCGUGACAUUGACUCUGAUCUUGUCACUCAAACUAUUGAGGCUCCGGCUGUAGAGGACGAAAGCCACAAGAGAACCUUUUGGGUUGCCUGGUCCGUCAACACAAUGAUCGCCUACGAGUACGGCCGCUCAAAGAUUCACUUUGACGGCGUCGACUCUCGUCUGGUCCCAUUCGCUGACGAGAGCGAUUCGGGCCUCCAGGUUCGCAUGGCCAGAGCCUUGCCAAGCGAGGGCUCCGGUGGCGAUGUUGUAAGCGUCAGUAGGUCGCUUGAAAAUGCCAUUCGAAAGCUCAGCGAAUUGGGAGACAUCAAGGGCUUUCCGGCUCUGGCCCGAGGCGAUCUCUGCUUCUGUCUCUACCGGCGUCUGCGCCUUCUCAAGAUCAGCAUCAGCAGAGAUACAGUGUCCCAUAUUCUGACCAUUGGCCAUACUGCCGUUGAAGCAGCCUCUGAGUUUGCACAGCAGGAGGUCCCCUGGUGGAAUGUGCUUGGCACAACUUUCCAAUUCUUCUGCGUUCUCCUCGCCAUUGACAACUACGAGAGUCUGGCUCAGGUUUCGUGGGUUCACGCCAAGCUUCGAGAGGUAUAUCAGAAAUUCGAGACGCGCAUGGGCUUGGAAGCACUCGAGGCGGCCGCGACUUUGAGAAAGGCCCUCUUGGCCAAGAAGCAGCAGGAGAUCAACUUGUUGACGCCGGAAGACCAAGUCUUUGCUCCCUUCCCAGAGAGGGAGUUUACCCCGGAUUGGGAUGUUGUGCUGAAUCCAUACUACACCACUGGGACCUUUAACUUUACGGAGUUUGGAGUUUGAUCAAAAGCCUCUGAUAUGAGUUUACUUUUUUUCUUAUCCAAAUUCAGUCUAAACUCUGAUAUCAGACUCAGCAUGACAAGACCAAGGUAGUGCUCGAGCUUUCUACUAGACAUUGAUUCUAGUAGCUGACUUUGGCUUUACUCCGUUGCGUAUGACUGGAAAAUGUCUCGGACGUCUGAUUCACGGAGGAUUCAUAACAGGAUGCAAUCAUCGAGCGG
Molecule: messenger RNA, 1980 nt
Organism: Trichoderma asperellum CBS 433.97
Lineage: Eukaryota; Fungi; Ascomycota; Sordariomycetes; Hypocreales; Hypocreaceae
Biological process (GO): response to xenobiotic stimulus; DNA-templated transcription; regulation of DNA-templated transcription
Molecular function (GO): DNA-binding transcription factor activity, RNA polymerase II-specific; zinc ion binding; DNA binding
Source: RefSeq, a predicted model, not a curated record